Symsagittifera roscoffensis is the source of this 5203-nucleotide messenger RNA. Its product is annotated as polypyrimidine tract-binding protein 1-like. Bases 1563 to 3653 code for a protein of 696 amino acids. Gene Ontology annotation, biological process: regulation of RNA splicing; mRNA processing. Gene Ontology annotation, cellular component: nucleus. Gene Ontology annotation, molecular function: mRNA binding. The record is from RefSeq and is a predicted model, not a curated record. Lineage: Eukaryota; Metazoa; Xenacoelomorpha; Acoela; Convolutidae. The transcript has 14 exons.
UUAUUAAUUAAGUCUUGCUCAAAGGUUCCGUUCUUCGAACAAUCGUGCCGUCGGAAAUCCUUUCUUGUAGUUGAUUGAGUAAUGUGGAACAAAACAAAAAGUAGAAGAUUUAGUGGAAUAUACUCGGUUGCUAGACGGAUGAUCGAUAGUCCGGUUGUUUGUUUGUUUUUCUUUUUUAUUUUCUGCUGGUUUCCCCCUUUCCCCGUUUCAUUUCUAAUCCGGCCUCUAUUGUUGACUGAAAUUGAAAAUUUAUUAAAAUUUUAAUAAUUCAUAUUCCUCUCCAGCCUUCCGCCUCUAAUGUCCAUACUUCAUAAUUUCGCUCUUUUGUGUAUUUUCCAAGUCUAUUUAUCACCAGAGUUGAGCUGCGAUACUAUGUUUGUUGUUGUGUCUUAUGCAUCUUUUUUCUGUCUUUUGCUAUUUUUGUACAGUACAGCAAGGAUCAAAACUGUUAGUUGUGACUCCAGAAAUGGAAUAAUAAAUAUGAGGCAAGAAUAUGAAUGAGUGGCGCGCACAAUUAUUAUUUUUCACAGUUCACUUCUGCAGUAGAGUUGUUUGGUGAUGCGAGGCCACGGCGACGUCAGCCAGUAGUUAGGCAAGGCUAGGCAGGCAGGCAGUCAAGCUAGUACCGGCUUCUUUCUUUCUUUCUUUCUCUUUUUUAUUUUCCCUUCUACUUUUGUGCCAAGUCUUUUUCCGCUAUUAGCUCCCACUUUGGUUGUUUGUAUUUACUCUAUCCAGUAUAGCUCGCUGGUACUCUUCAAUGCAACUGUUUAUUGGGAUAAGAUUGGGAUCCAGCUCAGCUGAUGAAAAAUAAGAACACUCUUCAAUUCUGUUCUCUGAAUUAUUCAUAACGCCAUUCAAUACUUCAGCUUCUUUAAUCUAGUUUUUUUUUUACCACAGCACUUAAAUAGCUCGCCUUUUAAGUUUCGACUAGAACAAAAAUUAUUGUCUAAGUCUAGCAGUAUUUACCUGUAGUGCCUUCUGAUUUUUCGUUUGGUUUAUUCUUGUUUUCUUUGGCGCGGUAAUUAAAAAAGUGCCUAACCAAAUGCGUCAAAUACCGAUUCGAGUUUAGUCUUGACAAAAACAUAAAAGAGCUCAUUUAUACUUGAUAUACAAAUCUCUAGUUAAUUUUUGGCUGCAAUGUCUUGCUGGUGUUAUGAACAAAAGUAAAAAUAAAAAUUACGUGUUUAGAUUUGGUUGAAAAGUGUAUGAAUGAGUGCGCAUUGCAUUGACUUGUUUUAACAUCUGUGGGUGCGUGAUAAGUUUCUAAGCUCCAUCUGCGACCGCGCUUGACAAUUCAGUUGUAACUUUUUCACUAGGAACAAACAACAUCAAUGCUCUGUUGGAAUCAUUAAACCAUUCCUUCCUUGCAAAAAAUAAUAACUCAAAACAAACUAUUAUUUUUGCACAAACGAACGAAACUAUAAAAAACACUAUCCUCAUAUAUUGUUAUUCCAUUCAACUGGAUUACUUUUUAUCAUUCAGUCAGAAAUCAAUAGCCAAAAAUUUGGCGCCUCUUAAUUUCCAUUUAUAGCUUUAUUUCGGCAAAAUUAUCAGCGCUUUAAAUGAAGCGUGGUUCCGAUGCAGACCUGUUCACCCCGACGCCGGCUGCAGUCGCCAGUGCUCCGGCAACCGCGGCCGGCCACUACGCCUCCGCCCAAAACGUUGCCCAGGGCUCCCAGCCUAACGCACAGCAAAUGAUGCAUCCCCACCUAGCCAGUCAGCUGGCAGCCCUGGGAGCAGCCGGCGCGGGCGGGCCCGGGUCCCUGCCCGGCUACGGUGGAAUCUCGGCUGCUAAUAUGAACAUGUUUCAGCAAGUGUCGCAGUUUGCAGGAAACGACGCCAAGAAGGUGAAACUGGACACAUUCACAGGCGGCCCAGGAAUCCAAGGAGGUCAGCCGAAUCAAAAUUAUCAUGGACCAGGAGUCCAACAUCAGCAACAACAACAAUUGGGAAAUCUUGGAGGCUGUUUGCCUCCAUCUAGAUACGUGACCAUCAGCAACCUCCCGGAAGGAACAACUCAACAGGAAAUAAUUGGACUGGGAAUUAAGGAUGGAAAAAUCAGUGCGGCUCAUGUUGAAGAUAUGAAGCGACAGGGGUAUCUGGCGUUUGAAGAGGAACACAUGGCUGUCCAGAUGGUGUCCCGUUGCAGAUCAUCGCCUCCAAUUCACAGGGGAAACCAGCUCUCGGUCUCCUUUGGAUCGGCUAAGGAUAUGAAGCAAGUUUCAAACACGAACAACAGCGGUCAUUAUAUGAGUUCCGGUAGAGGCGGAGGAAGUCCAGACACAGGUGCCUCCAUGCACUAUGGCGGCGGAGGAGGACCAGUUGGCGAUGAGAGGACAGUGCUGCGGGUGAUUGUAGAGAUGGGCGAGAACACUAAUAUCUACAGUCAGGUCAACCUGGAAGUACUGCACCAUUUGUUCAGCAGAACUGGCCAGGUGUUGAAAAUCAUCACCUUUGCGAAACCUGGAUACCCACAACAGUUCCAGGCACUAAUCCAGUACAACGAGCCCAGGUCAGCCCAGACAGCAAAGGAGAAUUACGACGGACAGAAUCUGUACUACGGGUGUUGUCCUCUCAAAGUAGAGUACUCGAAACUCACGAAUCUGAAUGUGAAAUAUAAUAACGAGAAGAGCCGUGAUUAUACUAGACCAGAUCUGCCGACUGGAGAAAACACAACACCUGUGAUGGCGAACCCAAUGGAUCAGACUACACUGGCGCUAGCUGCUCAACAAGGACUUCUGAAUCAGUUUGGAAUAAAUCCAGCCGCAUUGGGCUCCCAAUACUCGAUCAAUCCAGCCGCCUUCAGCCAGCUUACACCGCAAAAUGGUCUGCCGGCUGGAAACUCGACGACAAAUUUGAUCAACCAGCUCAGAGCAAACCAAUUGCCCCCCGCCCUGACUCUCCCAAUGGGAAUGACCCCCGCGGGAAUGGUGAUGGGGGCGUCCCCGGCCAAUUCCAACUGUGUAUUGCUUGUUGGGAAUCUCGACACAGUGAAAGUCACAUGCGAUGGUCUAUUUACUCUCUUCGGAGUGUAUGGGGAUGUGCAACGUGUGAAGAUACUGUUCAAUAAGCAAGAUAGUGCACUUAUACAAAUGUCCAAUGAAGAGCAGGCGAAGCUAGCGAUGGACAACUUGCACGACGUGAAAGUAUAUGGACGUGAGAUGCGUGUUUCCAUGUCUAAGCACCAAGUAGUCCAGCUGCCGAAAGAGGGCCAGCAAGAUGCCGGACUCACCAAAGACUACUCCAAUUCGCCCCUGCACCGUUUCCGCAAACAGGGCUCAAAAAACUUCCAGAACAUAUUCCCGCCUUCAGCCACUCUCCAUCUUUCAAACAUCGCACCAGGAGUUACUGAGGAACAGGUGCUGGAAGCAUUCAACAAGAAGAACAUAGAGGUCAUGUCCUUCAAAUUUUUCCCAAAUGAUCACAAGAUGGCCUUGGUACAGUGUAGGAGUCGCGAGGAAGCUAUAAUGGCUUUAAUUGAGACACACAACUACCAGUUAGGAGAGAACCAUCACCUGCGAGUAUCCUUCAGCAAGACCCAGAUGGGAAUGGGUGCAAACAGCGCUUCACAGCAGCACCAAAACCAGCACGGGCCUUCAAUCGAGUCCGCGGGAGGGGCUGGGGACGCAAUGAACAUGCAACACAUGGGCUGAGAAGUUACACCACUUUUAGAGGCAAACUCAACUGCAUUCAUUGCAGAUUAAAUUGAAUUAUUUCAUUCUGGAUGGAAAACAACGCAAAAACUAUUUAAACACCGGAAAAUUAUUUUGAAAUAGAGAAAUUUACCCAACGUCGGCGCAAACAUUUGUUAUCAUUGAUCAAAAACUCAAAUCUUCUCGUUGGAGCGAUCAAAAAGAGCAGGCUUAGGGAAGUUAGCUUAUACCCAUUUAGAUGUAAUCGAAUCAAACUUCCAUGAAACUUCUUUAUUAUAGGGACCUGUGCUCAGCCAAAUUAUGAAAUUCAUCAUUGUCAUUACAAUUACAAAUCGAAACUCGUGUCUAUUGCCUUAACCAAAACAGAUGGUAUUCAGUCAUAAAUUUGAUUUCAAUCAUAUCCUGAUUCAGAUGUGGUUCAGAUUUUCAAUGAACAUGAGUUGUUUUGGUUGAGUAAAUCGUUCAUUGCAAAAAGUUCUUUAAUUUUCAUCUAAUUUAAGUUCAGCUGGUGCUCAACGCUUCCGAUUAACUAUAAUUACUAACAUCUAUUUCAAGUUAAAUUAUGUAUGAUGUUUAAGAAAGUAGUUUGCGCAGUGCCGUACGUAUUGAAGUCGAUGAUGGUGAUGAUGUCACAAAUUUUGACCGAUUUAUCCUGUUUUAUGUUUUCCUGUCCUUCCUUGACCUUUCUUUGUCCUUUGACCUGCUGUGACCUUUGACCUUUUCUCCUCCUACCUGCUCCUCUUUUGUCCUCCUGAACUCCAGGUGGUCUCUAGUCAUCUGUAAAGACCUCUUGUAGAAUCAGAAUCCUGCUAUCAUCAGUCGUUUUUUUUUCAGUCUAAUCCCAAUUGUCAUGCGUCUAACACACACACACAACUCUUUUUCACGUCUGAAUAUCAAAGAAUCAACGCACCCUUCACCCAAACUGCUAUGAAUUGAAAUUUAAUUUCUGAAUACACCCUUAAUAAUUCAGUGCUUCAAGUGAUAUCGUGCUAUCUAAUUAUAAAACCUUAACCUAAAUUUGACCAAUCUAGCUCUCAAGUUUGAAAAGUGCCUACUUGUUUUAACGCACCAGUCACUAUUGUUAUAUUUAUGGACCUAACGAGCCAUGAAUUAAAAUAGAAAAAGUUAAAUAUAAAUUCGGUGUUUUUUGGAAAGAUUAAUGUCCAUUAUUGCCAAGUGCUAUCCCAGUGUCAGAUCCAUUCAAUUUGAAUCAAUUCAUUCCAGCGGUGAAGUAACGAAAAAUUGUCAACCGCGUCUGCGUCUGUUUCCAUUAAGUUUAUUCUGUUCAAAGUUCAACGCGCAUCCAUCAUUAUGAUAAGAUGCACUCAUUUUACAUAUCUAAUAUACGCUGCUAGCUGCGGCACUUUUACAAUCAGUUUAUGUGAGUAAUUGGCAUUUUGAAUUAUCAAUGUUUUGGUUACUGAAGCGAAGUCUGUGUUUAAAUGGACUUGCGAAUGCUACUGUUUAAUGGAAUAAUUGGACUAAUGAUACUAGAAAUUUAAGUAAAAAUUGUAAUUUAGUUAUUUUAUUUAAAUUAAAGUUCUGUUUAA